AUGAAAGACGCCUGGAUGGUUUGCAAGGCCGAGGAUAUCCGCGGUUACGCCGACCGCAACGAAUCAGAGGGCUUCUUUGCUGCGAUCAGGGCAAUUUACCGUCCCCCAACCAAAGGAACUGCGCCGCUUCUCAGCUCCGACGGAUCAACACUUCUGACGGAGAAGUCGCAGAUUCUGUGGCGCUGGACCGAGCAUUUCAGAAUCGUCUUUAACCGUCCCUUCACAUUCUCCACUGCCCAAGUGAAAAUCAACACCGACCUGGAGUUUAUCCUCUCUCCCCAGAAACCAUCCCUGACGUCGUCUGGACGACACUUUUAUAUAGAGCGGAGACCCGGACCGUCUAUUCCAACCGUGCCACAAAACUCAACAACUUCCAUCUCAGCUGACUUCGCAGAAUGCUAA
Spirometra erinaceieuropaei is the source of this 402-nucleotide messenger RNA. The record is from the annotation of a GenBank genome assembly. Lineage: Eukaryota; Metazoa; Platyhelminthes; Cestoda; Diphyllobothriidea; Diphyllobothriidae.